CUCUCACUAAAAGCUACUAACAAACCAGAUCAAAACCACUAAACCGGAAAAAAAAAUAUGGCUGGAGGAGGAGGUCUCGGAAAAUGCAGUAAGAUCCGCCACAUUGUGAGGCUGAGACAGAUGCUCCGACGGUGGCGCGACCAAGCGAGGAUGUCUUCUUCAUUCAGCCGCUGUGUACCGUCAGAUGUACCGUCAGGACACGUGGCGGUCUACGUUGGUAGCAGCUGCAGGAGAUUUGUGGUGCGCGCGACGUACCUGAACCAUCCAAUCCUAAGGAACCUUCUGGUUCAAGCUGAGGAAGAGUUCGGUUUCGUUAACCAAGGUCCAUUGGUUAUCCCUUGUGAAGAAUCGGUUUUCGAGGAAUCGAUUCGCUUCAUAUCUCGGUCUGAUUCGACCCGGUCGAGACGGUUUACUUGUCCCGAUGAUUUUCAGAAGAAUUGCCACGUGGUGGGGAUAAGAAGCAAGAUAGAUCUAUGGAUCGAAUCUCGACCGUUACUUCACGGCGUUUCCGACAACAAAGCCGUCUGGUGAUUGUUAACGGAUCACUUGACGACGGGCGUCGUACAGAGUAAAUAGACAAUAAAAACGAGAGCCGGUUCUGAAGCCGGUUCGACUCGGGACGAAGCCAAUUUUUGAAUAAUCGUCGCCAUUGACUCGGUUUUUUUUUUUUUUGUGUUAUUUAUUUUAUUGGUGGAGGCGGCGGCGAGUGUAUAUGUAUGAAUUAUUGGUGGCUCGGAGAUGGCCGUGAAAGGUGGGUGAGUCAUUCUACCGGAGUCGUCCCGGGUUCGAAUCCAAGUUUAAGGAUAUAUGUGGAGAAUUGUAAUUUUUUAAAAUUGGUUGUAAAUUCUGCAAUUUCCAUUAAAUUGUAGUAAUCAUUAUUG
Messenger RNA from Capsella rubella, 881 nucleotides. Its product is annotated as auxin-induced protein 6B. The transcript has a single exon. Gene Ontology annotation, biological process: response to auxin. Lineage: Eukaryota; Viridiplantae; Streptophyta; Magnoliopsida; Brassicales; Brassicaceae. The record is from RefSeq and is a predicted model, not a curated record. Bases 58 to 531 code for a protein of 157 amino acids.